GCGCCGUAGUCUGAAUGGUUGUGAUGAUGUAUAUUGUUUGACGGAGCAGAUGAACGGCGAAAUGUCGGUGCACUGCUCGAGCAACCAACUCAACGGACAGCCAGCUAAUCAUCCAGCCUCACAGGAGACCCCUAUUGGCCCCAACGCGGCACAUCGUGAGCCCAUCCUGCAGCAGCAGGCGGAGGAGAUGGCAGCGAUGCAGAGUCGUAUCCCUCACACGUUCAGGGACGCGACCCAUGCCCCCCUUAGGAAGCUGAGCAUUGACCUAAUCAAGACUUAUAAACACAUCAAUGAAGUAUACUAUGCCAAGAAAAAAAGGAGAGCGUUACCGGCGCAGGGGGAUGACACGAGCCACAAGAAGGAAAAGCGCCUCUACAACGACGGUUACGACGACGACAAUUACGACUACAUCAUCAAGAACGGCGAGAAGUGGAACGAUCGCUACGAGAUCGACUCACUCAUCGGCAAGGGCUCUUUUGGGCAGGUGAGUGUACCUUGAUCAAUUAGUUCGCUU
Messenger RNA from Lytechinus pictus (painted urchin), 514 nucleotides. Its product is annotated as dual specificity tyrosine-phosphorylation-regulated kinase 1A-like. Lineage: Eukaryota; Metazoa; Echinodermata; Echinoidea; Temnopleuroida; Toxopneustidae. Gene Ontology annotation, molecular function: transcription coactivator activity; protein serine/threonine kinase activity. Gene Ontology annotation, cellular component: nucleus. The record is from RefSeq and is a predicted model, not a curated record. Gene Ontology annotation, biological process: peptidyl-serine phosphorylation; positive regulation of DNA-templated transcription; peptidyl-threonine phosphorylation. The transcript has 3 exons. The coding region runs from base 50 to 499 and encodes 149 amino acids.